This is a messenger RNA of Cottoperca gobio, 1731 nucleotides long. It is a transcript of the gene plaua, whose product is annotated as plasminogen activator, urokinase a. The coding region runs from base 204 to 1379 and encodes 391 amino acids. The transcript has 11 exons. Gene Ontology annotation, biological process: regulation of cell adhesion mediated by integrin; plasminogen activation. The record is from RefSeq and is a predicted model, not a curated record. Lineage: Eukaryota; Metazoa; Chordata; Actinopteri; Perciformes; Bovichtidae. Gene Ontology annotation, molecular function: serine-type endopeptidase activity.
GGGGAGGAUCAGCACUGCACCACCAGAGGCACUAACAGCACGAGUCCUGACACAGGAGCAUAUCAGAGGAUACAGAGAGGAGAUAACAGUCACCUCAGCGGGAAGAAAUAACAAAGAGCUUCAUCAGGAUUGCAAGUUUGGACAGAAAGGUCAUCUUCAGCCAAAUAUAUCCCCAUUAAGAAGAAGAGAAACCAGAAGUGAAGAUGAACUUGUCAGUCAUCCUCGCCGUCCUUGCAGCAUUCAGUUUGGAUGUGGCUUUUUCAAAAAGAUGGUCACCUCGGUCACAAAAGGACACUAAGAGGGAGAUGUGUCUGUCCGGGGAUGGGAGCAGUUACAGGGGAUUUGAUUCUGAGUCGGCAUACGGCAGGCGAUGUCUCAACUGGAACAGGUUUAGAAUCCCAUCAGGAGCUUCAAAGGGACUUGGAGACCAUAAUUACUGCAGGAAUCCCGACCAGAGCCUGAUGCCGUGGUGCCGUGUCAGAAAAGGAAGGAGGACUGUCAGAGAAUUCUGCAACAUUCCCAGAUGUUCUAAGCCAACAGUAACACCUCCACCAGCUGUGGAUACAGACCUAACAUGCGGUGAGAAGUCUAAGCGAAGACUGCAUAAAAUUGUGGGUGGUUCUUUCACACCCAUAGAGUCGCAGCCAUGGGUCGCUGCUCUCUUUCAUCAGCGCCACGGUUUCCUCUGUGGUGGCUCUCUCAUUGCACCGUGCUGGGUUCUCACGGCUGCACACUGUUUUGCUGAUGGUGACGGAACUAACAUCCAGCGUCUGUCUGUAUACCUGGGGAAGAACGCCAUCAAUGACACAGAUGCUGCCAGGGAGCAGAAAUUCACUGUGGAAAAACUGAUCAUCCACCAAAAAUACAAUGAGUCCAGCUUUAACAAUGACAUAGCACUGUUGAAGAUCAAAAGCAGAAAUGGAGGAUGUGCGGUGAGGUCAGCGUCUGUACGCACAGUGUGUCUUCCUCCAUCUCGCACUCAGCUUCCUGCAGGAUUUGAGUGCAGCAUCGCAGGAUUUGGGAAAGAGACAUAUGCGUCGUGGCAUUAUUCACAGCAUCUGAAGGAGGCCGAGGUGAAACUGCUCUCCCAGACUGACUGCACAAGGAAAUUGUACUAUGGAGAUCGCAUCACUGACAACAUGUUCUGUGCUGCGAGCCCUGACUGGAGCACUGACGCCUGCAAGGGUGACUCUGGUGGUCCGAUGGUGUGUGAAGUGUCAGGGCGGAUGUUUCUGUUCGGGGUGGUGAGCUGGGGCGAGGAAUGUGCCAGUAGGAACAAACCAGGAGUUUACACACAAGUCGCCAACUACAACAACUGGAUCGCAGUAGAAACAAGGCUCCCCAAAUACACCAAAGGAUCAAUGUAUCCCAUAAAAUAAAUCUGUGACGACAGUUACCUGUUGGGCAUUUCAUCCCCUAAAGGAAAUGUAGCUGAUGGAUAUUGCUAUUAAUGUACAGUCAAAAUAGUUGUGCACUGUGAAGAUGUACUAUAACAGUUCUAAGUGAAUGUUUUUAAAAAUGUAUUUACAUUUGACUGCAUAUAGUAUAUACUUUUGUUGUAUUACUUGGGCAUGAAAAUUUGAUACUUAAAGUAUGGAUUUUGAAACAAGCUAAUAAGUUUAUUUUUGUAAUUUAAUGUAAUAAUGAUUUUCUCAAGUAGAAGGCUGGCCCUGCUGUUGAGCAUUUUAUUUAUUUUAUUGUAAUAAAUAAAAUAUUUGUAUUACAUAUUGA